Messenger RNA from Gamsiella multidivaricata, 3175 nucleotides. RefSeq lists its product as uncharacterized. The record is from RefSeq and is a predicted model, not a curated record. The coding region runs from base 180 to 3092 and encodes 970 amino acids. The transcript is spliced from 8 exons. NCBI's taxonomy places the organism in Eukaryota, Fungi, Mortierellomycota, Mortierellomycetes, Mortierellales, Mortierellaceae.
CCUUCGCUCCUCCGUUCCUCUCUUCCCUCUCGUCUCUUCUCUCUCGCUCCCUCUCUCUCUCCACUCUUUUACUUCUCUACUCUACCCCUUGCCCGUCCUCCUUCCUUCCUUCCUUCCUUCAUCAGUCGCGUCUCACCGCCCCUCAUUGACUCGCCUGCCUUACCUCAUCUUGCCUCCUAAUGCCCAUCUUCGGACAGGCCCGCGGGGUUGCUGCUGGGAGGUCAAGAAGGUCCGAUUCAACCGCCUCCACAUCUACAAAGCCCCUCUUCUCAUCCCAAGCCCAUUCCCAUCCUUCCCCAUCAACAUCCAAUGUCGCCACCGCAAACACAUCCAGGCACGGCCUUGGUAUUGCCACCAACACCAACACCAACACCAACACGACCGCGACCACGACCACAACCACAACCCCAGCCAAGGGCUUAUCCUCGUCCUUCUCCUCUGGAAGUGUCUUAACUGUUGAACACGGUGCACAGAGCAGGAAACACACCAGCAGCACAUAUCCGCAUGCGGACAGGAUCGAGGAGGAGUCCUUCGAACAUAGUGGACACCAACAACACCUCCACCAUCACCACCAGAACAGCAGCAGUACUCAUGGCAACACCCAUAGCGGUAAUAGUAAUAGCAAUAGUAGUAGCCCAUCCUUCUCCAGAACAGACCUCGCAUCCACUGGACGAACAAACCAUCGACGCAGUGAGAACGGCAGCAACGGUUUUGGUCUCUCCACUGCAGACACAAAUUUUAGGGCAGGAUUGAAGUUGAUACAACAGGCGUACGAGGACAAGUUCCAAGCCUUGGUCGAAGAGGUCAACACAUGGAAGUGGAUUUCAGAGGAACAGAGUGCCCAGAUGACGGCCAUGGCCACCGAGUUGGCUCGAGUAGAAGAGAAGCACGCCGCUUUGCAAAAAGAGAUGGCCCAACUCGAAACGUUCCGCAAGGCGAUUGUAUCAAUGGUGGACCAACAUUCUGGAGUGUCGCUGACACAGCUCGAGCUAUCCAUACUGGAGACAAUUGAGGCCGACACAGAGAAUGCGGAUGCUGGAUACGAUGCUAUCGCUGAUGCAGACACGAGCUCAUUUAUGCUCGACAACGACACCGAUACAUCGGUCGUUCCUUCGUCACGCCAAGCACGAUAUGCCCGAGAGGAGGUGCAUUCCAGGGACCAGAAACCGAGCAAUGGCUCGAGCAUAAACUUGACGUCGCUUAAGAACGGCUCAAGUUCAGAUUUGACAUCAUUUAAGAACGGUUCGAGCUUGAAUUUGACAUCAUUCAAGAAUAGUUCGAGUUCAAACUUGACAUCCUUCAAAAGACCGCCAAAUUCUGCCGUAUCUCGUCCACGCGCAUCCACAGAAGCUUCUGCAAAGAAAUCCAGAACUCUCUACAGUUCGAGCCGCACAGAGAACCAGAGCGGACGCUCUCCAUCGAAGUAUAGCAGCGGUUCAACAACUCGCAGUGGCUCUGCAGUAUUGUCUGACAGCUCUGCGACGGGAUUGAAAAAGAUGACUAAAUUGGAUUCGGUGGAAAGUCUCCGCAGCAAACGCAACACGAUCUCAUCAUCUCCUCGAUCCAUAUACCCUAAUACGACUCUUACUGCAAGCGAUACUGCCAAGAGACAUUCGAGCGUGUCGCCUCUGUCAUCCCGAGCGAGGGCGAUUGUUGCAUCGUCGUCAACAACAUCCAGAGGUGUGGCCGGAUCGGCUUCCUUCUCUACGAACUCGACACCAUCGACGUCGCCCCGGCAAGCAUCGAUCGGUGCGACAGCGACAUCGAUCGCAGGAUCUAUGGCCUCCAGAACUGCAAGACAGCAGCAACAGCAGCAGAAAGAUUACAGUCUCAAAGUCAGGAACUCGAUGACUCAGCCGGCGAAUCGUUCUGGCACAUCUCCGCUAACGUCGAUUCCUCAGGGAAAUCGAAAGCAGACUCUUGCAGACACAUCCGCAGUAAUGCCGUCGAAAUCCAGCGCCUUGAAUGUCUCGCAGAUCACGAAACGACCGCAAAGAUCUGGAUCAGAUACAUUGCCUGCAAGCGGCCUUUCACCAGCGGCAUUGAAGCUGCUGAGGCAACAGGAGGAGCAGCAACAACUGGAGGAGGAAAACGAGUAUGCACAAAAGAGUGCUGCUGGACACAGUCACCAUGGAUCCCACCAGCACACUGAUGAUGAGGACUAUCGUCGCUCAGUCGUACUUGGACAUAGACAUGAACAAGCGUAUGCGCAUUCAACGGUGAACGAGGGCAGUCGCUCAGUACUUCAGCGCAAUAAUUCUGAAGCGGGAUAUACGAGUACGCCACAUAAUAUCCGUGCAUCUGGAUAUGAGUCGAGUGCGAGGAACCAGAGGGAGGAGAGCCAAUACCGACAGAUCGCUUCAUAUGGAGACAAAGCGGACAAGCACGCAGAGGGCACUGCGAAUAAAAAUCGAGUAGAGAAGAGUGGCGGCAGCGGUAGCGGUGGGGUGGAUGCGAGUGCGUUUACGAUGUUGUAUAAGGAGAUUCGAGAUUCUAUGGACGCCUCGUCCUUUGGGAUGUUUGCACGCGUGGUGGCCGCGUUUAAUGAGGGUGAAAAGACGACGGAGGAGACGCUGGGUGAGGUGGGCAAGAUUGUGAAGGACCGAACGCUGAAUCAACGAUUCCGGGACCUGAUUCAUCAGGCGAUCGCUGAGAAGGAAAACCAAAUCGAGAAUGAGGGUGGCAAUAUGACGAUGGAGGGGGAUCUGACGUUCGAUGUUGACCAUAGUCUCCUCGAAGAUAACGAUCAUAAUGGUAACGGUGGCGGCGUUGAUGACGACAUUGAUGAUAAUAACCAAGCUGAUGUUGGUCAAACCCAUGAAGUAGGAUUCUCAGCGAAGGAGGAGAAUGAAAGUUUUAUGAGGGAGGUAGUAGAGGCCGAUGAAUCGAUGUUAGAGGACCAGCCAGUAGAAUUGGAUGCGAAUCUAGAUCAAAAUCCCUGGGAGGAGAUGGAGCAUCUGCAUUUACAGGACGAGGAUGUCUUGGAAGCGAAGAGGGAUCUAAAGGCCAUGGAUGAGGAAGAGGAGGGACUCGAGAGUGAUGGCGGAGUAGGUAAAUCUGGACAGAUACAUGCACGCAAACUGUCGAUGUGAUCCACCAUCUAAUUAGCCAGCAGGAAAAAAAGUAACGUUCAUUGCAAUGCCAAUAUUCAAUAUAAUAAGACAGCGAGUUGUUG